Messenger RNA from Acaulospora morrowiae, 339 nucleotides. NCBI's taxonomy places the organism in Eukaryota, Fungi, Glomeromycota, Glomeromycetes, Diversisporales, Acaulosporaceae. The record is from the annotation of a GenBank genome assembly.
AUGUCAAACUAUCCAUUUCAAUUACAUCUCAACAACACCAAUGAACCUUUAACUAAUCAAUUAAAAAAUCAAAUCAACUAUUAUCCAUAUAGUAGAAUCAAUUUCUCAUAUCAGAGACUCGAAGAAGGUCGUCUACUGCCUUUCAGAAAUGUGGGUGGUGACUCUUUGUCAAGAUUAUCGUACACCAACGAAAAAGUAAAUGAUGCAAACUUAAUUUAUGGCUUGGAUUAUGACAAUAAUUCAACGCCUCUGAGCCUUUUGUUGAUAAAGAUUUUUGUCGUCAUAAUCUGGAUGAUGUUAUUCUAUUGGAUCAUUGCAUUCGGCGGCUUGAGUAUAUGA